CCCAGCGCCGAGCUGUUCUGCCCGCGCAACCACAGCCACCCACGCCCCGCCGGCUCCGACUCUCGCACACACGAGGCCACUGCUCGCUCUCCCGCCGCGACCGACCGAGCCGCCGCCAUGGACGACCUUUUCGACGUCUUCGACGGCGACAGCGGCGCGCCGACGGCGCCCAAGAAAAGCAAGAAGCGCCAGGCGAACGGCACCGUCAAGUCGCCCGUCGCCGAUGUGCCCAUGGCCGAUGCGCCCGCCGCCGGCAGCGAGCCUACGGCGACCGAGCCCGAGAACGACGCCGAGAGCAGCGCCCCGCAGUUGCCCAAGCGACAGAAGCGCGACGAGCCCGAGGCGAUUGUCACCGACGACUUCGAGACGGAGCAGACGCGCGAGGUCGCCGCCGCCGCCGGUCUGCAGGCGCAGACGGUCCCCGACGGCCAGGGCGUGGUGCUCUCGCAUCAGGUCCGCCACCAGGUCUCGCUGCCGCCCGACUACGACUACGUCCCCAUCUCCGAGCACAAGGCCCCCGCCGAGCCCGCGCGCGUGUGGCCCUUCACGCUCGACCCCUUCCAGCAGGUCUCCAUCGCCUCCAUCCAGCGCAACGAGAGCGUGCUGGUCUCGGCGCACACGUCGGCAGGAAAGACGGUCGUGGCCGAGUACGCCAUUGCACAGUGUCUGAAGAACAACCAGCGAGUCAUCUACACAAGUCCCAUCAAGGCCCUCAGCAACCAGAAGUACCGCGAGUUCAUGGCCGAGUUCGGCGACGUCGGUCUCAUGACGGGUGAUGUCACCAUCAACCCCACUGCAACAUGUCUGGUCAUGACCACCGAGAUUCUGCGCUCUAUGCUGUACCGCGGUUCGGAGAUCAUGCGCGAGGUGGCCUGGGUCGUCUUCGACGAGGUCCACUAUCUGCGUGACAAGUCGCGUGGUGUCGUCUGGGAGGAGACCAUCAUCCUGCUGCCCGACAAGGUCCGCUACGUCUUCCUGUCCGCCACCAUCCCGAACGCCAUGCAGUUCGCCGAAUGGAUCACCAAAACGCACAGCCAGCCCUGCCACGUCGUCUACACCGACUUCCGACCGACGCCUCUGCAGCACUACUUCUUCCCGAAAGGCGCCGACGGCAUCCAUCUCAUCGUCGACGAGAAGGGCGUCUUCCGCGAGGAGAACUUCCAAAAAGCCAUGACGUCCAUCGCAGACAAGGGAGGGUCCGCGGCCAACGACUUCCUGGCGAAGCGCAAGGGCAAGGGCAAGGACAAGAAGACAAACACCGGCGGCAACAAGGAGGGUUCCGACAUCUACAAGAUCGUCAAGAUGAUCAUGAUCAAGAGCUACAACCCGGUUAUUGUCUUCAGUUUCAGCAAACGAGACUGCGAGAACUACGCGCUCUCCAUGAGCCAGCUCUCAUUCAAUGACGACUCGGAGAAAGCUAUGGUUUCGAAGGUGUUCGACAGUGCCAUUGAGAUGCUGUCAGAGGAGGAUCGCGCGCUGCCUCAAAUCCAGCACAUUCUCCCCCUUCUUCGGAGAGGUAUCGGUGUCCACCACUCGGGCUUGCUGCCCAUCUUGAAGGAGACGAUCGAAAUCCUGUUCCAGGAGGGCCUCAUCAAGGUCCUGUUCGCCACAGAAACCUUCUCCAUCGGUCUGAACAUGCCGGCCAAGACUGUCGUCUUCACAAGCGUCCGCAAGUUCGACGGCGUGGCCCAGCGAUGGGUGACACCCUCCGAAUUCAUCCAGAUGUCCGGUCGUGCCGGACGUCGUGGUCUUGAUGACCGUGGUAUUGUCAUCAUGAUGAUCGACGAGCAGAUGGAUCCCGCCGUGGCAAAGGAGAUCGUUCGUGGGCAACAAGACAACCUGAACUCCGCUUUCUACCUGGGAUACAACAUGAUUCUCAAUCUCAUGCGUGUCGAGGGCAUCUCGCCAGAGUUCAUGCUGGAGCGCUGUUUCUUCCAGUUCCAAAACACCGCCGGUGUGUCAAGUCUGGAGAAGCAGCUGGCAGAGCUGGAGAACCAAAAGGCCAGCACAGCCAUCACAGACGAAGCGACAGUCAAGGACUACUACAACCUGCGACAGCAGCUCGACACCCACACCAAGGACAUGCGCGAUGUCAUCAUGCACCCCAACUACUGCCUGCAGUUCCUACAAGCUGGCCGUCUGAUCAGGAUCAAGUACAAGGACUACGACUUCGGGUGGGGUGCUGUUGUUGCCUUCACACCGCGGAGGGCGGGCAAGGGCGAGAUUCUGCAGCCGCAAGAUUCUUACGUCGUCGAUGUCCUGCUGUCAGUCGCCAGCGACAGCAAGUUCGCGCCACAGGUGAACGACGGCCUGCCACCGGGCGUCCGACCGCCAGCAUCUGGGGAGAAGGGCAAGAUAGAAGUCGUGCCGGUCCUGCUCAGCUGCAUCGAGUCAAUAGGGCAUCUUCGCGUCUUCCUGCCGAACGAGCUGAAGUCAGCCGACCAGAAGAACAGCGUGCGCAAGGCGCUGGACGAAGUCAAGAAACGCUUCCCCGACGGCAUUGCCAUCCUGGACCCCAUCGAGAACAUGAAGAUCACAGACGACAGCUUCAAGCGUCUGCUAAGGAAAAUUGAGGUCCUCGAGUCUCGUCUACUAUCAAACCCCCUCCACAACUCGCCGAGGUUACCGGAGCUGUACAGCCAGUACGCCAACAAGAUGGCGCUAUCCGACAAGAUCAAGCAGGUCAAGAAGGACAUCAACGACGCGCUCUCAGUAAUCCAGCUCGAUGAGCUCAAGAACAGGAAGCGCGUGUUGCGCCGUCUCGGGUUCAUCGACGACGCCGACGUGGUCCAGCUCAAGGCCCGUGUGGCGUGCGAGAUCAGCACCGGCGACGAGCUCGUGCUCAGCGAGCUGCUCUUCAACCGCUUCUUCAACGAGCUCACACCCGAGCAGUGCGCCGCCUGCUUGAGUUGCUUCAUCUUCGAGGAGAAGAGCACUGAGGUGCCCGCACUGAAGGAAGAGCUGGCCAAGCCCUACCGUGAGAUCCAGCAGCAGGCGCGCGUCAUUGCAAAGAUCUCGCAGGAGAGCAAGCUCACGGUCAACGAGGACGAGUACCUCAAGGCGUUCAAGUACGAGCUCAUGGAGGUUGUGUAUGCGUGGUCCAAGGGCGCCUCGUUUGCGCAGAUCUGCAAAAUGACCGACGUCUACGAAGGCAGCUUGAUCCGUCUGUUCCGCCGACUCGAGGAGCUGCUGCGGCAGAUUGCGCAGGCGUCCAAAGUCAUGGGCAGCGAGGAGCUGGAGCAGAAGUUCACGGCGGCGCUCGAGCUCGUGCGUCGCGAUCUGGUGGCCGCACAGUCCCUGUACCUCUGAUUCAGGCAGCAGACUAGCCUUGUUUGUUGGUGGCGGCGGCGAAGUGGGGCGUGUAAAUCAGUUUUGAUGUUCUCCUGGUGAGUUUGGCGCUCUUUGCGGCGUUGCGUCUCUUUAUGCAUGUAGACACGCACGCCACAGGAGCUUGAGUGUCUCGGGCGCACAAGCGUGCAUUGGCGGUGCGCACAAAAGGCGUUGCGGCGCGAUUGCUGUUUGAAUACUGUGUAGAAUCGACUAGGUCUGGCCGCCAGCGUUGCGGUGAGGAUCCCCCGA
Messenger RNA from Boeremia exigua, 3579 nucleotides. RefSeq names its product ATP-dependent RNA helicase DOB1. Lineage: Eukaryota; Fungi; Ascomycota; Dothideomycetes; Pleosporales; Didymellaceae. Bases 118 to 3309 code for a protein of 1063 amino acids. The transcript has 3 exons. Gene Ontology annotation, molecular function: ATP binding; RNA helicase activity; RNA binding. Gene Ontology annotation, cellular component: nucleus. Gene Ontology annotation, biological process: maturation of 5.8S rRNA; RNA catabolic process. The record is from RefSeq and is a predicted model, not a curated record.